This is a messenger RNA of Acanthopagrus latus (yellowfin seabream), 2602 nucleotides long. It is a transcript of the gene spice1, whose product is annotated as spindle and centriole associated protein 1. NCBI's taxonomy places the organism in Eukaryota, Metazoa, Chordata, Actinopteri, Spariformes, Sparidae. Gene Ontology annotation, cellular component: spindle; centrosome; centriole. The record is from RefSeq and is a predicted model, not a curated record. The transcript is spliced from 18 exons. Gene Ontology annotation, biological process: metaphase chromosome alignment; mitotic spindle assembly; regulation of centriole replication. Bases 186 to 2504 code for a protein of 772 amino acids.
UCAUGCCUCGCCGUCAAGCGGUGUCCGUGGCAACAGCACAGGAAGUGGCGCGCAACGGUUGAAAAAGUGUCACACAACAAACUGAGGAGGUUUUCAUGCUCUACAACUUCGUCGACCAUUACACCGUGGUGGCGAAGUUAUAUACAACCUGAGCUCCUCUCCAUGUACACCUCGUCACUUAAAACAUGUCGUUUGUGAGAGUGGGACGUCCACAACAACACACCAAAGGAAAACGGCCUGUUCGCCCCAAGAAGGCAGCAGCUCCCAGAAGAGAGUGGGUGAGCACUGUCAAUGACCUGUCUGUGCACAAGCUGACACCUGCAGAGCUGAGCCAUCGUCAUGAGAUCCACAAGUCUCACAACAAGGCUUCAGCUCAGUGGGAGCUGAGAGAGAAAGCCCUACAGCGCCGCUUUAGACACCCUGGGAGCCCUGCACCGCUGGACCAGGCCAGCCUCAGCAUCAUCAGGGAGGUGUUCUCUGACCAGCUGCUGCUGCAGGAUGUCCUGGCUCGUUCUGACAGAGCCAUGGCUGUGGUCAAAGACUUGUUUGGAGAUGCUCCACGUAGGCAGACAGGGCACCCCAGUGUGACAAUGGCUCCAAACUGUAACUCUGGCUCGGUGCUGCCUGUGCUCCAGAGACCAGAUCCUCCUACUCAGCUGUCGCUGCUCAGCCAGUCGAUGAUGGACCAACAGGCUCUUAAUGAAGUAGAAGCUUCAGAGGAAGACUACACUGAUGAAGAUAUUUGUCGUACUGGCAGUUCAGACAAUUAUGUAAUCCAAAGGGCCAAUCUACGAAAAAUGAAGGCAAAGUCACGGGGUAGAUCGAUACAGAAACAGAAAGUUUCUCAUCACAACUCUGACCAGGCAGGUGGAGAUAAUGUUCCUGUAACCCCCUGCACAUCAGGCAGAGCACCAGACCACGCCGCUCUCAACGCCACAGUGGCUGUCCAGCGUGUUCAGUCCAGACAAAGCCAGUCAGUGGACUGCAAGGAAGAACCGUCAGUCCUGGUCUCUCAGGUCCUGAACCCUGAGCUGCCUAUCAACCAGUCAGGUAGGAUCAGUAGUCACACCAGCAGAACCAGGAGGUGUGUUUCCCAGAGUUCAGAGCUGAAUGGCUCCUCUGUUACCUCUCUCAGUGGAGACCAGUCCAGUCUGGGCAUGCUGCAGGCCAUGUUGGGUCAGGUGGAGGCAGACUUGGACAUUCUGAGUCCUGACACAGAACCAGCCUCAGCACAGAGUCAAAAACAGAACAACAAACAAGGCCUCACUGGAUUCUCUGUUGCUUUGGUCUCCACUCUGGGACGCUUAGUGCACCUGCUCAAACAGAGGGAAGAGGAAGCUCACAAAGAGGCUCAGGAGAGGAGAAGACUGGAGGAGGAGUUGAGAGAGCAGCGCGGGCUAAUUGAUGCUCUCACUGCUGAGACGAUGACUCUGAGAGAAGAGGCCGCUGCACUGCAGGCUGGGUUUCAGCAGCAGACAGUAGAGAUGGAGCAGAAGUUAGACACAGUGGUGCUGGUGAUGGGAGGACUUGGACUACUGGAGGCACACGAGGACUCAUACCAAAAUGCUGAUGACAAAGCUGCUGUGUGUGAGUCUGCACCUGUUCCUGAGCAAGAUCCUGAGCAACGAAGACCGUCUGUGUCUCCUGCUGUGCUGCUCUCCCCACCUCGACAGAGAGACAACUGGCAACAAAUUCCUGUGACUCAUCCUAUACCACCACACCACAAGAUCCCCUCGGUGGAUAGCCCACAUUCUUGUGAGGACGUCCAGUCCCACAGCUCAGCCUCCAGCCUCACUAGCCUCCCUCUCCUCAGCCUGCCCUCCACUUCCUCAAUAUCGCAGACCUCUGACCCUCUCGGCUCACGGCUCUCUCCAGAGGCCAUUCUGGCUGAGAUCGCCCAGCUGAGUAGACAGAACGACCUGGUCAAGGCCCAGCUUAGCCAGGCUAGGUGCAUGGGGUCAGGGGUCGGAGGAUUGCCUAACAGCAGCACUGGGCAGAGGAGGUCGAGCUCCGGCAGCACAGGAAGAGUCACACCCCAAAGUGUUGGAGAGAGGAGGUCAUCAGUGUCCAGCAGCACAGGGAAAAGGAGUGACCAUAACCUGAGUGAGCAGGUCCAGGCUGCUGAAAUGGAACCAACUAAUCAAGUAACCUCACCAAACAUCCUCCCUGUGAGCAAUGUGGAGCAGCGCCUACUGGAGCUCAACAGGCAGAGUGCAGCAGCGAGGGGUCGACUGCUCGAGCUCAUCGAGCAACAGAAGCUAAGCGUUUCAACCAAAGUUUCUCCCUCUCAUUCCCCCAUCUUACCUUCUGCCUUCAGCCCACAGUCCACAGGUGGAAGUCCAGAGGCGUCCAUGGUGCUGCCUGAACAGGAGCUCCUCUCACAGACUGGUGGUGGUAGUGAGAGAAGAUAUACUGGUGGUGGAGAAACAAGGGAUGGAAAAACACAGAUGGAGAAACAGAGAGAGCGAGAGGGCUGGUUUGCCUUGUCCGCUCAUGUGCGAUGACAAGAAGAGCAAUCAACCUGUGGACCCUUACUGUUUACUUUUUAGUAUUAUAUAUGUUGAUUUUAAAUGACUCAAUUAAAUUAAAUUUUUAUAAUGAA